Messenger RNA from Callorhinchus milii (elephant shark), 2268 nucleotides. It is a transcript of the gene dnaaf1, whose product is annotated as dynein axonemal assembly factor 1. The transcript has 14 exons. The coding region runs from base 173 to 2209 and encodes 678 amino acids. Gene Ontology annotation, molecular function: protein binding. NCBI's taxonomy places the organism in Eukaryota, Metazoa, Chordata, Chondrichthyes, Chimaeriformes, Callorhinchidae. The record is from RefSeq and is a predicted model, not a curated record.
AACGUCAUUUCCGUUUCCGUUAUCACAGUUGUUAUAGCAACAACAGCGACAGCAGCAGCUGAAGGCCGUGUUCCGGUCCAGGUACAUUGGGCCGCGUUGCCGCAGGUGUGUGGAACAAUGUUCAGCUGCGAAGAACACAUCAACUUGUGCAGGUGAACAAACAGAAGACACCAUGACAAUAGCUGCUGCCCAUGUGCCACAGGAAGACAGUGCAUGGAGGGAAGCUGAGCCUCGCAGCUGGAAUGGAGGCCUUGUACCUGACCAGAUGAAAUCUCUGCAAUUCGCUGGGCAUCCAGGGGACGGCGAUGCGGAUAUCGUAGAAACAUUUGGAGCGCAACUUGUGAAGAUUGAAGGGCAAUGGAAACUGCAGAAAGCUGAUCAGACGUGUAUUCAUGAGCAAAGUGACAACAGAGAAAUAAGUGAUCAAGACUCCACAAAGCAAGAGAAUAAAUCGAAGGAGGAGAGAGGCCCCAGAAUGACAAAGAAGUUUCUGCGGGAGCACUGUAAGCGGCUGAAGCUUUACCAGACCCCGUACCUGAACGACACCCUCUAUCUGCAUUAUAAAGGGUUUUCCUGUAUUGAGAGCCUGGAGGAGUACACAGGCCUCAAGUGUCUGUGGCUGGAAUGCAAUGGGCUGUCCCGCAUUGAGAAGCUGGAGGCACAGACACAGCUUUCCUCUCUCUAUUUACAUCAUAACCUCAUCAAGAAAAUUGAGAACUUGGAGCCAUUGCAGAAGCUGGACUCUCUCAACCUCAGCAACAACUUCAUCCAAACCAUUGAAAACCUGUCCUGCCUACGUCAGCUCAACACACUGCAGAUAGCUCAUAACCAGCUCCAUUCUCUGCAUGACAUUGAACACCUGAAACAAUGCCACAGCAUCAGUGUGCUUGACUUUUCAUACAACAAACUCAGUGAUCCCAGUAUUCUCACUGUCUUUGAAGUCAUGCCCAACCUGCGUGUGUUAAAUCUGAUGGGGAAUGAAGUUAUCAAAAAAAUCUCCAACUACAGGAAGGUUGUUACAUUGCGCCUCAGGCACCUCACAUACCUGGAUGACAGGCCAGUGUUUCCUAAAGACAGAGCAUGUGCGGAGGCCUGGGCCCAGGGAGGCCGUGACGCUGAGCUGGAGGAGAGGGAGAAAUGGGAAUCAAGUGAACGGAGAAAGAUUGAGGCCAGCAUUGCCGCUGUGUCGGAGGUCAGGAGAAAAGCUGAGGAGAAACGCAGACUCAGAGAGAUAGAGGAAAGUGAAGUACUUGCCUUAGGGAAUCCUGAGCCCAGGAUUGCUACAGAUACAGAGACUCGGAUAAAGAUACAGAAAUUUGUAAAUGAUGUAAUGGACAUCCAUGACGAAUUCCUUAAAGAUCAGCAACAGGAGAUUGAAAAGGACCAGACAGGCUUUUCUGCUGGAGAGAAAGAUGUUCAGUGUCUGGGUGUUCCAGUACAGAGCGAGAGACAAGCCAAAGAGUGGACUUGCUCAUCCUUUGACCUUGAAUGCAACAUGGAGCAAAUCGCACUGGGCAGCAGGGUACCUCGAGAGACAUCUUCAGAAGUACCUACCACAGAAGGGGUGCUGGUGACUGAACUGGAGAGAGCGGAUACCAUAGAGACCAUUUAUUUGAAGAAAGAGAAGCUGUUCAUUGAUGAUCUGCCCGACUUGGAAGAUGUUACAGGUUUCUCAGCAGCUGAUGAGGGCCAGCAGCUAUUCACAUGCGAUUCCGUAACUUCACUCCCUUCAAUCUGUGGUUGGAAUAACACUGACGCUGACACUCCAUUUAAUAUGGUGUAUCGGCCAAAGAUUGAAAUAAUCUCAGCAGCAAGUGCUGUCAGUGACUGUGAGGACACACAGCCCGAGCGAGAAGUAAAGCAAUCCCAACACUCUGGUCAUCAGCAAGGGCCAUGUUGGCAUCACAAAGCAAACACGGCGGCCAGACAGGAGGUGGCGACACAGGACAUCAACCCCAAACUAGGAGAGGCCCAAAGCAGUGAAGCGAAGACAUUGACAAUACCCCUACACAGCGAUUCACAAACUCUGCAGUGCUCCAGGAAGGAUGAAGUUGAUAAACCGACAAAGAUACUGAUAGAGGAAGCAUCCACCCUGUCAGCUCCCGACAGGAUAAACCUGGCUGGCAGAGGGCGGUGGCUGGCAGAGGGCGGCACUUCCUCAGUCCCGGACUCUCUUGAUAGUGAGGACAUCGAGUUCGGCCUUGACUGACUACCACCAACCGAGACCUCUCACACCCUCUCACAUCACACCCUCUCACCCUUUCACAU